Messenger RNA from Exophiala viscosa, 1443 nucleotides. RefSeq lists its product as uncharacterized. The transcript has a single exon. NCBI's taxonomy places the organism in Eukaryota, Fungi, Ascomycota, Eurotiomycetes, Chaetothyriales, Herpotrichiellaceae. Bases 317 to 1291 code for a protein of 324 amino acids. The record is from RefSeq and is a predicted model, not a curated record.
GGUGUUUCUUCGUCUAUCUGCAUUUCCAGCUCCGUCAUUCGCUGUAGUCAAGUGGAACCACUCUCCUGCAGGUGUUGAAGAAUCAUCAUCGGGAACACGGGCUGUCAUUUCAAUAUCAUGCAGCUCAUGAUCCCCGAAUCUUGAGAAGCUUCACAAUUCUUCAACGAGACACAAAUCCGAUCCUGAUUGUACACUUCCAUCAAGACACCUCCGUGUACAUUACUCCAACCUAGCUAAUGCCGCUCGUGUAACACCAGCCCACACUGUUCACCUAAUCCCUCAACUGGAAGCAAUCUUCCACUACCAGAAAAAAAAAAUGUCCCGCAGACCACCCUCCGACACCUUCACCCGCUUCACAUCAACAACACCACACGCCAUGUCCCGCGCCGCAGCUCCCGGCUUCACAUACCAACCCGCUCCAAAUCCAUCAUCAUCCCCAUCCCAGUCCCCAUCCUCAAGACCUCCACCCCAAAACGAAACCCCCCAGGAAAAGGUCGCACGUCUCCGCGCCGCCGCCCGCGCCGCAAAGGAAUCCGCAAACUCCUCGCCCUUAGAACGCGUCAUCGACACAGGCCGCCGCUGGGCCGACCGCGCCCACCGCUUCACAGCCUACGGUCUGAUCCUCUUCGCCGGCGUAUCCACCGUGGUCGCCGCCUACGGAACAACAUCCCUAAUCGCACAUAACCGGCGGCAGAAACGUGCGUGGAUCGAGCGCGAACUCGACAGACUAGACCAAGCGCGCGUGGCGUUUCUACGGGGAGACGCCACCGCCGAACAAUUACAUUUACUCGAGCAAGAACGUGCGGGUGAGGAGAUGGAGGCUGCGCGGAAACGAGCGGUCGAGCGCAAGUCCUCUGAAUCAUAUUACAGCAGGUUCAGAAAUAUGUUCGCAAGUCAGGCGGCCAAGGGAGAGAUGGGGACAGAAACAGAGGCGGAACGGCUCACACGACAACAGCAGGAUGCUAGACGAGCUCGGGGGAGACAAGGGCCGGCGGAUGACAGUUUCGUCGAGGGAGAGAUUCGGCCCACCGCGGUAGCUACGGGCGUACCACUACCAGUAGCAUCGAGUGGGAUUCAAGGCGUGGGUGUCGAUUCGAAGGGGAGACCGGUGCCGCAGGAUAGAGUGGAAUAUCUUAGUACACCACCUGUUGGACAGGCUGCCAGUGUGGAUGCAGGGACCAGAAGGAAAGGAGGUCCCCUGGAUCAGUGGGCUGGAAACGUGGCGGACGCAGUGACGCAUCCGACGCAGAAUCAGGGAUGGCUGAGUUGGUUGAGAGGCGGCAAGUCAUAAAAACUGGACAUGUGUGUAAUGUGUAUGCAGGAGAAAGUUCAAAGUUCAUAUUCAUCCUCUGUACAGCUAAGGGUUUCAAAAGAAGGGGUUUGCAUAGCGGCUGAAUGUUGAUCAUCCGCUCCGGCGAGAAACGAAGUGCCAAAACAAACUCA